Molecule: messenger RNA, 507 nt
Organism: Cooperia oncophora
Lineage: Eukaryota; Metazoa; Nematoda; Chromadorea; Rhabditida; Trichostrongylidae
Source: the annotation of a GenBank genome assembly
AUGCCAUAUGAAUACUACUCUAAUAACCUCGUCGCUAGUCUUAACCUUAUUAAAAUGUGCCAAAAGUAUAAUGUCAAAAACUUUGUCUUCUCAUCAAGUGCAACUGUGUAUGGCAUUCCAAGGGAACUGCCAGUUACAGAGAACAGUCCAACUGGACAGGGCAUAACUAACCCAUAUGGACAGACUAAGUACAUGAUGGAACAAAUAUUAAUUGAUGUUGGAAAGGCACACCCGGACUGGAACAUAAUAUUGCUGAGGUACUUCAAUCCGGUUGGGGCUCAUCCGAGUGGAAGAAUAGGUGAAGAUCCUCGAGGCGUGCCAAAUAACCUCAUGCCUUUCGUUAGUCAGAUUGGCGAGCCAAGAACUGGGGACAUCGCUUCAGUGUACUGUGAUCCUUCCCGGGCGCUGAAAAUGCUUGACUGGAAAGCAGAGUUCGGCUUGGAAGAUAUGAGUCGUGACCUUUGGCGUUGGCAGAGUAAUAAUCCCAAUGGAUUUGCCCAAGCAUAA